UCCGCAGCCUGAGGUGACCACGCCGCCCGCCCGGCCCCUUCCCAUCCCCGCGCCCCCGGGCCGCUUCCCACGGCCUCCCUCCCCUCCCCCAUCGCGUCGCAGGCUCCUUCCUCUUCUCCCUGUUCGCCCCUUUCCUUUUAUCUCGCUUCACCUCCCUCUUCUCCCUAGCCUUGGAGGAGUCCACAUCCUCUCUUCACCCGCAGCACCCCUCCCUCCCAUCCUCUAGCUCCUCCCGCGGUGCUCGCCUCCCUCCGACCCUGCUCUCCCCUCCUGGGCCCCGCGCAAAGCCCCCUCUGUUCCAGCUCCCGGGCCUCGGCUGCCUCCCCGCCCUCCCAUCCCUUCCUCUUCCCAGGGCCUGGAGCGCUCCCUUACAUUCCUGAGAUGCCCUUCCUCGGGGCUGUCCCCCUUUGCCUCCCCAGCAUCCCAUUUCUAGGCCUUUUUCAAGACCCUUCCAGAGCGGCCCCUUUCCAGCUCCCUUUCUCGUUUCCAUUUCCAACUUUGCCUCUUUUGCCUCUUUGUUCACUUUGCUUCCAAGCUCCCCUCCCUCUUUCCCUUCGUCUUACCCUGCUUUGAUCUACGCAGCCCCAAACUCAAGCUCCCCGCUUUCAGGUGGUGCGAGGUUGUUUGGGGGUGCGGAAGGGCCUGCCAGUCCAUUUUUCGAGGGGGGCCCAUUGCUCUGCAUCCUGUCCGUCAGUCCCUUUUACAGUAAGAGGGCUCCUCAUCCGUUCCUUUUUGUCCCCGUGGUUUCCUCUGUCUUGCCAUCCCUUCUGUCUUCUCCCUCCAAUACUGCUUUCCCCACCCAAGGACCCUCAGACCCGUGAACCCCCCUUCUGCAAUGAGUUCCCUUUCUGUUCGGGGAUGCUGAACUUCGCCCGCGUUUUUCUUCGCGAGCCUUUUGGUACGUGGCGUGGCGCGACAGAGUCAGCACCCUUGGCGAGAUAGGAGGGGAGCUCCCGAGCCUCUUUCCUGGCAGAGUUUUUGCUGAACGUAAUCUCUUAGCCCCGCGGCGGCGGCGGCCCGGUUGCUGCUGCUACUGCUGCUGCGCUGCCUGCUUGCCGCGAGCUGGGUUGGGGUUACUGUAGUUCAAACGCAUCUGAGAUCAGCAGGCGUUGUGGGAGGAGGUGCGGGGAGAGAGGAAGGGGCCUGUGCAGUGAGCAGGCAUCAAAGAUUAAUGGAUGGCCUUGCGUCGCAGUCUGCAGUAAACAGGAAACUAGUCUGAAAGGGAAGGAGAGGACUGUGUGUCUUUUUAUUUUUUAAAAUACGGAGUGUGCAGUUUUACUGAAUCUUGAAUCAUGCCCAAAAGAAUGAGCUGUCGGUGCUGCAGUCGUGACCCAGGCUGAGCGGCCGAUGGCAGAGGUAGCAGUUUUAUUUCCUCUCUCUGUUCCUUAAGUUGAAAGAUGGCCUUUGUAUUCAGAGUAGACUCCCUGUCUUUGCGGUUUGGGAGAUGAUGAGAAACCACAGAAUUGCUAGUAGUUUAUGUGGAGAUCAGGUACAUACAAAGUUAGCUAGCAACGAGUGGGAGUGGGGAGGACCAGCUAUAUUUAAAACAUGUGCCAUUGCUUAUGUAAGAAAUGCGUUCUCUUUCCUGGUAUCUCAGUUCUGGGCUUUUACUUAGAAUUUUAGGCUCUAGCUUUGUGCUCUUAACAUUUUCAGUGAGGCCUACCAUCCUAACCGAUGGACAGCCCGAAAAUUUACUUUUCUUAAGAUCAGUUUCAGUUGAUGGUAGAAUUUUUUUUUUUAACUGGUUGGGAGAAAGAAAGGAGAUAAUGGUGAGUGAUGAUUUUUGUUUUUCUUUUUUAGGGAGAAGGUGUAGAAGUAUUGUACUGAAUAGUUUUAAGUUGGGUCACGUGUCAUUCUUGUUUUUUCUUUGUCUUUUUUAAAAAAAGUUUAGGAGGUGUAUUUUUGAAGAACUCAAAUAAGAGAAAUAAAAAAUCACAUUUUUCAUUUCUCUUAUUUGACAUAGUUCUUCAGAGAUUAGCUGUGACUUUAAAAACCUACAUUUUUCUUAUUCAGGACGAUUUGUUUGGUUUCUUCAUAUUCAAAACUAAAAUCCCAUAUUUUCAGGAAAGUGUAGAAUGAAGCCCCCUGUGUUUUCUAACUCACAAAUUUGAAUGGUAAACGGUACAGCAUUAUACUUCUACAAGACAUUACUGUUUUCAUAAUUACGGAUUGCUGCUUCUAAGCCUGAGAAAGUCAUUUAAUGAACUCAUUGAGGUCUCCUUUUUGGUUAGCAUUUGUUGCACCUCUCUUGUGGUUUUUGGAAAGAAAUGCUUUUUUUUUUUUUUUUUGGUUUGUUUUUAGCUGUUUUACUGUGUAAAACAUCUUUGAGUCACAUUUAGUUUAUGUUACCUGCAGACACAUCAUGUUGGAUAUUUCUUUCCCAGUUCUUUUCAAAGUUCAAGGAGGACAUUUUAAAAUCUUGCAUGGAAGAUAACACAGUACAGGAAGUUUAUGUAUUUGGCUUUGGGUGUGUUAAACCUUUCGGUUUUUUCUGCUUUCAGCUCUCCUGCUUAUUUUCUAGGAUUAUUUGGUAUUAUUUUGUUUUCAAGAGAAUAUUGAGCUCCCCUGUACUUUAGGAUAUGCUGAUUAGCCCUGUUUGACAAUAAAUCUGAAACAGGAUAAAUUAGGCAACAUUAUAAAGGUAUUCUCUAGAUCAGGAGAGAAGGCUCCAUUUUCGUGUUUGUAUGAUAUAGUGAUUUGGCAGGUGUGAGUAAUUGCAAGUACUUGCAAAGAAGAUGAAUAUUUUAAAGUUUUGUUCUGAUGUUGGUUUAGUGUGUGGUGCUAAAGUGUAGUGUAAAGUACCUAUUUGUAUUGAUAACUAUCAUGUGCUCUUUUACUUUAGAAGGGUUCAAAGUGAUAAGGUUUUGAAAUUUUUUUCUCUUUGAUUUUCCAUGUAUUAAAUUUGUUUCGUCAGUGCCUUUAUACAUGACCAGCUUGCCACUGACUUGCUAAAAUAACAUUCACGUAUAGAAAUAAAUGCAACAUUUAGUUUCGUUUAUUUGGGCAUAUUUAAUUCUAUCCAAAGUCCUUGUUAAAAACAUUUCAGUCUCGAGUUGACUAUGUAGUAGAGGGGGAUCUUGGAUAUUGUUUUUUAUUGACAGCUUUCGGGACCCGGCAUUUUCUCUUUAUAGAAAUAGAAAUAUGUCCUGUUUUCUGUUUCUUAUUAUAUUUGUUAGGCAGGAGUGGUGGGUGGAAAUAAAGAGGGAACAUGUACCAUUCUGCUAAUGGACUUUUGUAAUAGAGAUGAUCCUCUGUACGGGUUAGGGAGUUUUUCUUCCCUAGCAGAUCUUGAUUUCUAAAGCAGGAUUAGUUAUUUGUUUAGUUUAAAUUUUCUUCUUUACCCGUUUAGGAGCCACAAUAAAUGGUGAAAAUGGGCACAUUUUAAAAUAGCAAAGCAUUGAAAAAAGAGAAAGGUUCCAAAUCAAAUGAAAUAAAUAUGGGCUACAAGUGUUAAAUCAGUAAUAGCUCCUCCCUCUCUUGUUACUUAUAAAAACAGAGUAAUGAUUUAUAUUGGAUUCCAGAAUAUAGAAAAAUAGUUACUUUUCGAUGGCAGUAUAAAGACUGUCAGUAAUACUGUCAUCUCAGUACGUGGUGAUUUUCAAAUAUGGUGGCUGGUGGUUUGUAAGAAAAUCUAUUCAAUAUUACUUUGAAAUAAAUUCCCAAGAGGGUAUUGGGUUAUCAGUUUGCUCACCAAAGUAAGUCUUUCCACUGUAAUUCCUGAAGUUAUCUAGAUGGCUUAUACACAUUAAAAUGCAUUAAACUCUUUACCAACAAUUUCUGUGAAUGUUUUGGUGUAUUUUUUCCUGGGAUUAGAAAAAAAUAAUAAUAUCAUGGGCUUUGAGAAAUUUAGAUUCCUCAGUGGUUGGUUUGCAAUAAAUAUUAAAGGUUAGAGAUUUUAUUUUUCAGUGCAUUUUUCCUUCUUAGGACAUGAUAUUUAGUUCUGAUUUUUCACAAUAAUAUUUUUUCUUAUGUAGGAAAAUUAUGAAAAUGAUCUUGUUCAUGUGAAAUAAUCAGAAUUGCAUUACUUAUCUAUAAAAAUGUUAAAUCUCUGUUAUUGGCAGGCUAUAUAUAUAAAACAUUUGGGUUAUGGGAAUGGUUGAUAUAUGAUUAUUGAAAAGCUUUUAUUGAUAGUGUGCCAAGUUGGGUUGCCUUUAGCUUUUUGACUAUCUGAACUAGGAAGCUAUGAAAAUUGGAGGGUAAGAUGGAAAUACUGACAAAUAUUUAACCAUAGCAUAGCAAUCUGUCACUAUAAUUUUCUGCAGAAAUAAAUGUUUUCGUUUGUCCUGUAAUGUCUGAAAUUACUGCUUAAGCUGGAAAUGUGUUUAGCUUUCUCAGCAAAAUUCUUAAAAGGAUAUUGUCAGAGCCAACAAUCCAGAAUUAUCUUUACUCUUUAAAUUGUUCUUUACCCACUUUUGUUUGCCUUUUUUUUUUUUUUUUUUUUGAGACGGAGUCUAGCUCAGUUGCCUAGGCUGGAGUGCAGUAUUGUGAUCUCUGCUCACUGCAACCUCUGCAUCCCAGGUUCAAGCAAUUCUUCUGCCCCAGCCUCCCGAGUAGCUGGGACUACAGGUCUUCUCCAAGAAAAAAAAAAAGAAAAAAAAAAACCAACAUGGCUGCAAAGGAGAAACUGGAGGCAGUGUUAAAUGUGGCCCUGAGGGUGCCAAGCAUCAUGCUGUUGGAUGUCCUGUACAGAUGGGAUGUCAGCUCCUUUUUCCAGCAGAUCCAAAGAAGUAGCCUUAGUAAUAACCCUCUUUUCCAGUAUAAGUAUUUGGCUCUUAAUAUGCAUUAUGUAGGUUAUAUCUUAAGUGUGGUGCUGCUAACAUUGCCCAGGCAGCACCUGGUUCAGCUUUAUCUAUAUUUUUUGACUGCUCUGCUCCUCUAUGCUGGACAUCAAAUUUCCAGGGACUAUGUUCGGAGUGAACUGGAGUUUGCCUAUGAGGGACCAAUGUAUUUAGAACCUCUCUCUAUGAAUCGGUUUACCACAGCCUUAAUAGGUCAGUUGGUGGUGUGUACUUUAUGCUCCUGUGUCAUGAAAACAAAGCAGAUUUGGCUGUUUUCAGCUCACAUGCUUCCUCUGCUAGCACGACUCUGCCUUGUUCCUUUGGAGACAAUUGUUAUCAUCAAUAAAUUUGCUAUGAUUUUUACUGGAUUGGAAGUUCUCUAUUUUCUUGGGUCUAAUCUUUUGGUACCUUAUAACCUUGCUAAAUCUGCAUACAGAGAAUUGGUUCAGGUAGUGGAGGUAUAUGGCCUUCUCGCCUUGGGAAUGUCCCUGUGGAAUCAACUGGUAGUCCCUGUUCUUUUCAUGGUUUUCUGGCUCGUCUUAUUUGCUCUUCAGAUUUACUCCUAUUUCAGUACUCGAGAUCAGCCUGCAUCACGUGAGAGGCUUCUUUUCCUUUUUCUGACAAGUAUUGCGGAAUGCUGCAGCACUCCUUACUCUCUUUUGGGUUUGGUCUUCACGGUUUCUUUUGUUGCCUUGGGUGUUCUCACACUCUGCAAGUUUUACUUGCAGGGUUAUCGAGCUUUCAUGAAUGAUCCUGCCAUGAAUCGGGGCAUGACAGAAGGAGUAACGCUGUUAAUCCUGGCAGUGCAGACUGGGCUGAUAGAACUGCAGGUUGUUCAUCGGGCAUUCUUGCUCAGUAUUAUCCUUUUCAUUGUCGUAGCUUCUAUCCUACAGUCUAUGUUAGAAAUUGCAGAUCCUAUUGUUUUGGCACUGGGAGCAUCUAGAGACAAGAGCUUGUGGAAACACUUCCGUGCUGUAAGCCUUUGUUUAUUUUUAUUGGUAUUCCCUGCUUAUAUGGCUUAUAUGAUUUGCCAGUUUUUCCACAUGGAUUUUUGGCUUCUUAUCAUUAUUUCCAGCAGCAUUCUUACCUCUCUUCAGGUUCUGGGAACACUUUUUAUUUAUGUCUUAUUUAUGGUUGAGGAAUUCAGAAAAGAGCCAGUGGAAAACAUGGAUGAUGUCAUCUACUAUGUGAAUGGCACUUACCGCCUGCUGGAGUUUCUUGUGGCCCUCUGUGUGGUGGCCUAUGGCGUCUCAGAGACCAUCUUUGGAGAAUGGACAGUGAUGGGCUCAAUGAUCAUCUUCAUUCAUUCCUACUAUAACGUGUGGCUUCGGGCCCAGCUGGGGUGGAAGAGCUUUCUUCUCCGCAGGGAUGCUGUGAAUAAGAUUAAAUCGUUACCCAUUGCUACGAAAGAGCAGCUUGAGAAACACAAUGAUAUUUGUGCCAUCUGUUAUCAGGACAUGAAAUCUGCUGUGAUCACGCCUUGCAGUCAUUUUUUCCAUGCAGGCUGUCUUAAGAAAUGGCUGUAUGUCCAGGAGACCUGCCCUCUGUGCCACUGCCAUCUGAAAAACUCCUCCCAGCUUCCAGGAUUAGGAACUGAGCCAGUUCUACAGCCUCAUGCUGGCGCUGAGCAAAACGUCAUGUUUCAGGAAGGUACUGAACCCCCAGGCCGGGAGCAUACUCCAGGGACCAGGAUACAGGAAGGUUCCAGGGACAAUAAUGAGUACAUUGCCAGACGACCAGAUAACCAGGAAGGGGCUUUUGACCCCAAAGAAUAUCCUCACAGUGCGAAAGAUGAAGCACAUCCUGUUGAAUCAGCCUAGAGGAGAAGCAGCAGGAAUGAUGCUUUGAUACUCUGGAGGAGAAGUUAACUCAAGAUGGAAUUCAUGUUCUGAUUUGAGGAAUGAAAAUGAGAUGAUCAGGCAGGAAACUGACAUUCCAAGGAUCUAAUCCAGGAAGUACUCUCAGUGGGGACCACCUGCUUUCAUCCCCUGACAUUGUGGGAGAAAUUUUGCAAUGUAUGCUAAUCAAAAUGUAUUUAUAUGUUCUAUGCUGAUGUUUUAUAGAGGUUUGUGAAGAAAAUUCAACCUCAGCAACUUCAGAAACUGCCCCUGAUAUGUGUGAGAGAGAAAUAAAAUCAGAUUUUGAGUGUUGAAGGGACUGAGGAGGUGAGGAUAAAGAGCAUGAGAACAGCAUGGAAAGAAGGAGGCAGAAGUGGCACUGAACUUUCACUCUCCAUGGGACAGAUCAAUCUCAUUAUCAAGUCUGAACAGCAACCAGCCCUCUCCUCCACCCCGUUUCUCCUCAGUUAAUUGGAGCUCAGUCAGGUGAUUAUUGAGUCUUGUACAGCACUGAAAUGAAAUCAAAGAUGAAGAAGCAUCGAUUGUAUUCAAAGAUUGAAGCACGCUCAUACUUUAUAUGUGCUUUAGGGAAGGGGUGGGUGGGCACUUGGGCCUUGCGGGUGCAUUCAUGUAAUCUGAGACUCUUGAACUUUAUGACGGAGUCUUCAAUAUUUUGAUGUAUAUGAAACUUUUGUUAAAUAUGUUGUAUACUUCGCUGGCUGUGUGAAGUAAACUAAAACUCUGAUGAACACUUUGGAGUCUGCUUUAGUGAAGGAGACCAAAGUGGGAAGGGCUUUAGGGCACUGAUAGAGGCCCUGGGUGUACUUUUCAAUCCUGUGUAAAGUUUAAUUCUUGCAACUGAAUCAAAACAGUGUUAAAUUAUGGCAAUAUUUGCACUUUGGGAAUGAGUACAUAACUGUAUGAUCACACUCUGCAAAUGCCACUUUUAAAGCUGUUAAUAGACUUUGCACCUUUUCUUUGACAAGGAUGUGUCAUAUUUAAAUUUUUACAUUCAUCAUGGCUACAGGUAGAACUGGGGAGGGGGGAAUGUAAUUUUUUAUGGGAAUUUUGAUAUGAAAAGAAACUAGUCAUUUAUUUAUACAAUAGGCUUGGCUCAAAAAGUGUUUUUCAGACCUCGGUAUUCCUAAUGUGGGAUGUGACUUUAUUUUAUUUUUAGUAGCAAAUUUGGAUGUAGACUGACAGACAUAGCUGAAUGUCUUAAUAAAUUUAAAUUUGAAGAUAA
This is a messenger RNA of Pan troglodytes (chimpanzee), 7859 nucleotides long. It is a transcript of the gene RNF145, whose product is annotated as ring finger protein 145. The coding region runs from base 4607 to 6598 and encodes 663 amino acids. NCBI's taxonomy places the organism in Eukaryota, Metazoa, Chordata, Mammalia, Primates, Hominidae. Gene Ontology annotation, cellular component: endomembrane system. The record is from RefSeq and is a predicted model, not a curated record. Gene Ontology annotation, molecular function: zinc ion binding; ubiquitin protein ligase activity. The transcript has 11 exons. Gene Ontology annotation, biological process: proteasome-mediated ubiquitin-dependent protein catabolic process; ERAD pathway.